ACAAAUGGACGGUCCUGAUUUGUACAUCACCUUGACACGUGUACUGUGCAGAUAUAUCUAACAUAUACGGCUUUACUUCUUCAUCCUUGACUGUAUCAUCUAAAAUAUACGAUCUCACAAUUGACGGCCACGAUUUCUUCCCACUUUCAUACCUUAUCGAAGGCAAUACGCCUCUCUCCCCUCUAUAUAUGAAGAUACCAAUCUCAGACGUUCUUGAUCAUCCAACCUAUUUCCAUGGCGCCUUCCGACGAGCAAUCCACGAUCUCCUAUUACGCGAACAGAUUCCGAUCUCGAGUCUCCGAACGCGAUCGGAGUCGCGAGCAACAGUCGAGCAUACGGUCGAGAAUCCACAAGCUAGAGAAGAUCAAUGAAGAGCUCCGGAAGGAGAUCCGUCGGGACAGAGACGACUCUUCUCAAAGGCUCGCUUUCGUUGUUUCGGAUGGGAAGACGAAAGACGAUAACAUCCGAAUCUUAUCGGAGAAGAAUGAUAAGAUGAUAGAAGAGAAGGAGUAUUUGGAGAAAUGGUCGCACGUAUUCGAAGAAGAUCAGAUCUCGAUGGAGGCGAAGCUGUUGGAAGCUCAGACAGAUUUUAAAGAUCUUUUGCGAGAUUCGAAGCGGAUUGACUGUUUGCGGGAUCGAGCACUGUCUAUGUUGAGGAAUACCGCGUCGUUGGUGUGUAGUAGAUCGGACGGCGCGGAUGAAAAGAAGGUCAUUGGAUUCGACGGGGAGGAUGUGGAUGAGGAGACGAUAGCGAUGAUCAGACCGUUCGCAGCUGCGCUGGAGGCCGUUGAGAAUGCUUUUGAGGGUAGAGAGAGGAAAAUGAAGGAAAUGGAGAAAGCGAUUGAGGUUUUGAGUGGGAAUGAUGAAGAAGAAGAAGGGUUUGUGGAUGUGGAGAUUCUUCUUGGUGUGGAGAGAGGUUUGGAGAGAUUGCUUGGAGAAUCAUUCGACUAGAAAAUGUAUGGCGAUGCUCGUGCGAGAUCCUUUUUAUAAAGGGGUUACUCUUUCAAUGAAAACAUGCAAGUAAAUUCUUCAUUUUA
Magnolia sinica is the source of this 1037-nucleotide messenger RNA. RefSeq lists its product as uncharacterized. Lineage: Eukaryota; Viridiplantae; Streptophyta; Magnoliopsida; Magnoliales; Magnoliaceae. The transcript has a single exon. The record is from RefSeq and is a predicted model, not a curated record. The coding region runs from base 235 to 951 and encodes 238 amino acids.